This is a messenger RNA of Colletotrichum karsti, 513 nucleotides long. Its product is annotated as Splicing factor 3B subunit-like protein. The transcript is spliced from 6 exons. The record is from RefSeq and is a predicted model, not a curated record. Gene Ontology annotation, cellular component: nucleus; ribonucleoprotein complex; cytoplasm. Gene Ontology annotation, molecular function: mRNA binding. NCBI's taxonomy places the organism in Eukaryota, Fungi, Ascomycota, Sordariomycetes, Glomerellales, Glomerellaceae. The coding region runs from base 1 to 513 and encodes 170 amino acids.
AUGAGUAGUCGCGGCGGAAAAUUAGCCCCAGAAGUCAACCGAGCUCUGUUCGUGAAGAACUUGAGCUACAACGUAACUCCAGAGGAGUUGUUCGACCUGUUCGGAAAAUUUGGCCCAAUCCGACAGGUGCGCCAGGGCAUUGCCUCCGGCACCAAGGGCACAGCCUUCGUUGUCUAUGAAGACGUAAUGGAUGCGAAGCAAGCCUGCGACAAGCUCAACGGCUUCAACUUCCAGAACCGAUACCUAAUCGUUCUCUACCACCAGCCAGAGAAGAUGCGCCACUCAAAAGAGGACCUCGAGGCCCGUCAGGCUCGUUUAGCUCAGCUCAAGCAGCAGCACGGCCCGUCUACGUCUUCACCCACGAAACCGACGCUUUCUUCGUCUCCCCCUGACUCGAAGAAGGCGAUCCUACGAAAGGGCAAGCCGACCAUCACCGGACACUCCCCUCGCUCCGGUGUCCGAUUCGCCGACGGAGUGCGACCCAACUCGCUCCAGGCCCAGACUUGCGCUUAG